Messenger RNA from Osmia lignaria (orchard mason bee), 6915 nucleotides. Its product is annotated as protein groucho. Gene Ontology annotation, biological process: negative regulation of canonical Wnt signaling pathway; regulation of DNA-templated transcription. NCBI's taxonomy places the organism in Eukaryota, Metazoa, Arthropoda, Insecta, Hymenoptera, Megachilidae. Gene Ontology annotation, molecular function: protein binding; transcription corepressor activity. The record is from RefSeq and is a predicted model, not a curated record. Gene Ontology annotation, cellular component: nucleus; transcription regulator complex.
AUUUUGCGAAAAACUUUCGAUUUGUUUGCACACGCUGAGCGAACCGAGAGAAGCAACUAAUACCUACGCGUAUGCAUGGCACGCCGUGUUCCGUGCUCUGUCCUCUCGUUUAUUCGACCGUAUCUGCCGCACCGAAAACUUUCGAGGCUUCUAGUCUUCGUGCUUCAACUUGCAAAAAUCGCUGGACCUAUACACCCGUAGAAUACACGAUUCGCGUUACGAUAUCUCCCAGGGGUAACGAUCUUUCCCUCUUUCGUUCCUCUCUCUCUUCCUCUCUCCCGUCAAAUCGUAUCCGUUAAAACGAAGCACGAGCGAAGAGAUAAUGGGACGGCACGAAAAAAGUAUUCCAAGAACCGUUUGUUCCCUUAGUCAUUGGUCGUAGCACGAGAUUGAUACUUUGAAUUGUCUAGAUUCCAAAGGUAGUUGAAUGUAGUCAGCAAAUAUUGUUUGCACACACUCGUUAACCGUCGUAUCAGCGAUAAUAGCUUCGAACGAAUGGAAAAAAACGAACGUAAUCAACGUUGAUAAAUGAGCGCGUUGAGUCAUCUUCCAUUAAUACAGAAACAGUGAUCGCUAGCAUUAAAUUUCGCAACGUCAAUAUAGCGCUAAAAAAGAAAAAAAAAAAAAUCGAGCCGACGGUAAAACAAUUCCCGGGGAAAAUAGGAGGGAAUAAAAGAAAAACAUAGAGGGGGUAGAGAGUAUUAAUAAACGUAUCGUGUUGGUCGUGUACAUAAUAGAAUCGAUGUUACGUACUGUGUAUCGUUCGAUUGCCGCUAUGCUUAACGCGGAUAUAACUGUUCGUUUCAAACCAGAUUAAUUACGGUCAACUAAAAUGGCCCUAAAGGCAAAGCCGGGUCACUCGUCGCGUCGACGGCGCGCCGAAAUCAUGAUGGACGUAUCCGAGGCUUCAUCGUUGAUCGAUAAAGCAGAUCAAGUAUACGAUAGGACGACAGGUGCUAUGAAAUAGAGAGUGGCAAAAAGGAAAAAGCGAGAAAGACGGAAGAGCGAGCGGCGUAGAGAGAAAGAGGGAGGACGGUACCGACGUUUUAACGAGCCGUGAUUUUCGUGCUCGCCUUUUCGAGACCCUUACGUAACGCGACUUAAUUGUGAAGGAGCUAUCGCGCCGGUUAAUACGAGCGUCGAGAACGAGGAGAGACAUUCGAGGGGGUGCUUGGCGGGUUUAACUGUGGAGUAACGGCCUGUCGGAGUGGGGGAAUGGAAAGAUCGCGCGUGGAGGGGAUACCAUCCCCACCACUCGCCCGUCCAUCAGUCGCUCCGAGGCCGUUGAGCGGAGAAGUUUGUUCUUGUUGUUCGUCUGUACGUUUGCUGUUUCGUGUACGCUUUCACGUUGCCUUUCGACGGUUCCUUUCGAUCGGUAUUUUAACUUUGAUUCACGGACGCGUUCGCUUUCACGCGAAGGAAUUUCUCCACGGAUACGGUAUACGAGAACGGAGGGACGCGUGCGUGCUAGUGUUGGUAAACUUAACCUCAAAGUGGCGGCGGGCCACCGUUUAGCUUGGUAAACAAGUGCAGUGUAUCUUCAGUGUGAUGGUGUUUCGAUUUUGAGUAAGUGAAGCUACGAUAAAAGGCAAAGAGGUUAAUCUCUUUGUUCGUUUAAUGCGAAGAAAAGAAGGUUUGUCGGGAAACGGUUGACGCGGCGCGGCGCGGCGACGGCGGCCAUCGAUCUGUUUUACCGACCGUGUAAAGGGCACGCCACGCUCCUCGCGUCCGUACGGAAUUCUUCGUGGCGUCGUCGGUGUCACGAAUCUAACCUCAAUGAACGAUAGAAAUAAGUGGUGACACGAGUUAUACUUUCGAUACGGUGAAAAUAAUUUCGACGAGAAUGCGGUAGUGGCGUACGUGAAAAUCCACCGAUGGAUCAUCGUCGUGCAACGGUGGCGGGGACCUUCUCGAUCGUAUCGUAUCGACAGAACCGCGGACAGAACCGUGGAAAGGAUCGCUGCUUGUACUCGUAGCCCGCGCGGGCGUUUUGAAUCGGUGUUUUUGUUUAUCCUCGAUCGCGUUGUUAUUGUUGGUUAUUUGUUAGCAUCGGUGUGACGCGUGACAUGAAUCGUAUCGCUUACGUGAUUUGAGAACACACACGAGAGUGUUACGAUUUUCAACCAGUUUGAUACCAGAGAGGAAAUAUGUAUCCCAGUGCCGGAAUCAACGCCGCUGCUGUGGCUGCUGCUGCUGCCAGGCAUCCGGGUCCACCGCAGCCUGGCCAGCAAUAUAAAUUCUCGAUCGGCGAGUUGUGCGAUCGUAUCAAGGAGGACUUCAACUUUCUUCAGACACAGUAUCACAGCCUUAAAUUGGAGUGCGAGAAACUGGCCAGUGAAAAAAUAGAGAUACAGAGGCAUUACGUGAUGUACUACGAGAUGUCCUACGGGCUGAACGUGGAAAUGCAUAAACAGACAGAGAUAGCGAAGAGGUUAAACGCCAUAAUUGUUCAGACCCUGCCGUUUCUCUCCCAGGAACAUCAACAACAAGUCGCCACUGCUCUUGACAGAGCCAAACAAGUGACCAUGACCGAGCUGAACGCCAUUAUCGGGCAACAGAGGCCAGACCUGCCGAGGCUUCUUCAGCAGGUGCACGCGCAACAGCUACCGCCAGGUGCCGCGAUGGGUCCGCAUCCAGGUAUACCUGGACUUCCCGGACUAGGUCCUGGAGCUGGACUUCCUGUUCCGACGUCAGCCUCCUCUGCGGCUCUCCUCGGAUUAGGUAUACCACCGGGUGCAGCAGCGAGCGCAGGUGGCGCAGCUGGUCAUCCCCUUUCGAUAUUGAACAAACCGGACCUCCAUCGAGGUCAACCCGACGACUUGAAGCACAACGGAGGUCUGAAUCCCGCCGAGGAGAGGCAUAGAAACUCGAUAUCACCGGCCGAACGUGAAAAAUACAGUAGGCCACGAUCACCAGACCCUCAGCACCACGAUCACGUUCCCUUGAAGAAGAUGAAGAAAGAACAGGACAAAGACAUGGGCCAUCAAAGCGAUGGUGAAAAGAGCGACCAGGACCUGGUAGUCGACGAUGCGAGCGAAGGACCAGGGAGUCCUGCGGCGAAUGGCACCUCGUCGCCAAGAGAAAACGGCCUCGACAAACUUGGUCCAUCCUCGGUGCCUUUGAACAGCCAGGUGAAAAAAGAAGCGCCACCACCUUCGCCGAGAAGCGGAACGAGCAGCAAUGCGAGUACACCUUCGGCUAAGAAGAUGGAAGAAAGGGAGAAACCGACCACACCGAUCUCGAAACCUGUCACACCUACGUCAGCAGGUGGUAGCAGCUCCGGCUCCGGUGGUCUGAAACCAUCGAGUUCCAGCAAACCGCUGGUCUCGGCUUCGGCGGUCGGCCCUUAUCCGCCACACUAUCCGCCGCCGCAUCAUCCACCCGCAGGACCCCAUGUGGACAUGUUGGGUUAUCCUCCUGCACUGAACGGAUAUCCCGCAAGACCGCCGCUUCAGCAACUGUACGAUCCUCAUGGAAGCAUGAGGGCACCUCUCGGACCUCUCGGCGUACCUGGUGGCAAACCGGCGUACAGUUUCCACGUAUCGAGCGAAGGGCAGAUGCAGCCGGUUCCCUUUCCACCUGAUGCUCUAAUUGGACAAGGAAUACCGCGUCAUGCGCGCCAGAUAAAUACCCUGACACACGGGGAGGUGGUGUGCGCGGUAACGAUCUCAAAUCCGACUAAAUACGUUUACACCGGUGGCAAAGGAUGCGUCAAGGUCUGGGACAUCAAUCAGGGCGGCAGCGGUAGCGCGAAACACGUUUCGCAGCUUGAUUGCUUGCAACGAGACAACUACAUCAGAUCGGUGAAGCUGCUACCAGACGGUAGAACCCUAAUCGUAGGCGGCGAGGCGAGCAACCUAAGUAUCUGGGACUUGGCGAGUCCAACGCCGAGGAUCAAAGCAGAAUUGACCUCGAACGCUCCAGCAUGCUACGCUUUAGCAAUCUCCCCAGACUCGAAAGUUUGCUUCAGCUGCUGUAGCGACGGCAACAUCGCUGUCUGGGACCUGCAGAAUCAAUCUCUGGUCAGGCAGUUCCAAGGACACACGGAUGGAGCGUCUUGCAUCGACAUAUCAGCCGACGGGUCCAAACUUUGGACCGGUGGGCUGGACAACACGGUACGUUCGUGGGACCUUCGCGAGGGUAGACAACUACAGCAACACGACUUCACCUCGCAAAUAUUCUCUCUUGGCUACUGUCCGACCGGUGAGUGGUUGGCUGUGGGUAUGGAGAACUCAAACGUGGAAGUGCUUCACGCGACGAAGCCGGACAAAUAUCAGCUUCAUUUGCACGAGUCCUGUGUACUUUCGUUACGUUUCGCUACCUGCGGCAAGUGGUUCGUCUCGACCGGCAAGGACAAUUUAUUAAACGCCUGGCGCACACCGUACGGCGCCUCGAUAUUCCAGUCGAAGGAGUCCUCUUCGGUGCUCAGUUGUGAUAUCUCCACCGAUGACAAGUACAUCGUGACCGGAUCGGGCGAUAAGAAGGCUACCGUGUACGAAGUAAUAUACUGAACUAUCCGUUCGACGGGAUACGUGUACGAUCGAAACACCGGAUGUUAUCGAAUACGUCACGUUUCUCGAGUAAUCGUUGGUGUUAAAGAAAAGACGGAGCUCGGUUUAUACCGGCGAAAUAAGAUGUGUUCGAAACAUGUGAAGAUGUUCCAAAGGACUUCGAAAACGGAAGAAUGUAGAAAAUUGAAUUUUAUCCCGAUGAAACUAUCGUUUUGUGAAUCGUGCGAUACUCCGUCAACGUGUGUUAUAUUUGUUAAAUUCGGAGUAUACGUGUCAGCUUACGUGUUACACAGGAGGCGAAGAAAAAGCUGUGAAGAACUGAAGUUACAUUAUAUAGAUAUGAAUAUAUAUACAUAAAAGGUGGCAGAAUGUUUUUUGCUAUUUAAGGUUGUAUAGAACGCAUGGUUAUAAAUAGGCCUGAUAAAUGACGACGACGAUUGAGAGACUAUGCGUGAUUACGUGAUCUUUUACUAUCGUUUGACUUCGAGCAGGAAGUCGCUUGUGUAAUAUGUUACUAAUGUAAUAUAGAAUUUUACGAUAAAGUAUCAUAAUUGCGACCGUGAGAGAUGCAAGGUGAAAUGUUAUCGGUAAAUUACCGUUGCGUGAUGUCCUCGUGCUUUUACUAUCGACGAACGAACGAACGAACGAACGAACGAACGAACGUAGAUACGCCUGAGAAACUUGUAUGAAAGCGGCACGAAAUAGAGGUAUAGAUCCGUCUGAAGUGUAAGAUUCUGUCUCGUGUUGCAAGAUUCUACGUAACGUAUGAAACACAAGACAGAGGAUGAACGAAAUAGCUGAACCGUAGAUCUAUGAACCGAUGUAAUUUUCAUCGCGCUAAGAUGUAUAAAGGAAGCUGAGAACGUUGCGUGUGAUCCUUGAUAUUUCAAUUAAGAAGAGUAUAAAAAUUCCUCCCCUUCGCCCCUUCGCUCUCUUCUCCGCCCCAAACAAAUUUAUAUUCGUAUAGGAUCUCGUUGAGUUCGAAUUUUAUUCUUUCGUUGCUCGUCUAGUACGAACUAGUUUCGUUUGCUCGUAGCGUGAACUAUGCGUUCGGUAACUGUGAGGAAAUUGUGAAAGGCACGGAAGGAUAAAAAUGCAACAACACAUUCGAUCUCUCGGCAUUCUCUGUAGGAAGCACGCGUUAACGGACAACGUAUAUCGAACUUUUUUCCUGUUAUAUCGUGUUCCUAGCAAGAUGCGAUAUUUUUCAGUACAUCGAAUCUUCUUGUCAAAAUAAUUUUCCACGAUUCCACGCAAUCUUUCCGUCGAUGUAUCUUUUAUUCUUGGUACAUUGGUAAAAUCAGUUUUCAUUCGUACAAUACUUUGCAUAAUCUAUCGAUCGGGAAGAGAAAAAGUUUCGUAAGUUGUCCACGUGGUAUAGGAAUUCAGACGUAUCCGAUACGAUAGAGACGAACCGACGAAUGAAUUCCGAGCAUCGGAUGCUCGCGAACGAAGGGCUGCGCUCCAUAGACACGUAUCCGCGGGAUGUUCGAACAGAAUAUUUUUGUGACUGUCCACGACGACCUUUUUAGGAUUUAAUUUUAGCAAGUCAAUCGACGAGACGCGUAUGUCGGUGAUUGAUUUUCUAUCGCAACCGGAACAAAUUGAAGGUAUAAUAGUACACGCGGUAAUUGAAUUUCUUGAGAUGCCUGCGAGACGGCGUAUGAUUAAAAAUUAGGAUAACACUAAUAGGUAGCGCGUUAUUAUUCGGAUCUUGAACGGUGAAAGCAGGGGAUGCAUAAUGGAGAUUUAUAUUUUGUUACAGGAAAGACACACGUUUUACAUUCGCUGUGAUCGUCGUAGAAUCGACGCUGUAUACUGCCUCGCGAUCAUUUAAAAAAAAAAAGAAAAAAAAAUAGGAAGUUAAUCGUGAAUUUAUUUGAGAAAAUUGGAAAAGAAAAAUAAACGUAGAAAUCGAGAAAGCAGACUAAGAUUUUCGACGAGCACAGCUCCGACGAUAGACCAAUAGAAACAACGAUACCUCAAGAAGACUCAAUAGUUAAUUAUCUCUUUAACUUGUACAGAAUCGAUAUUCUUUUACAGUGAAUGAUACACAUAUGCCCACGCAUACACACAUACGCACCGGGAAGACAUCGACAAAAUAUGAAAAUAUUUCACAGCAGCGAAAUCGUGAUUCAACAUCCGCACCAUCAGUUAACAGUUUAUAGUCUCGCUCGUUCAUUGAAUUGUGUCUCCGUGUUCGCAAUUUUGCACUCCGUGUGUACGAAAGUAAAAAAAGCAAAAAAAAAAAAUAAUAAUAUGCGUUUCCAGCCAGAACAAGAUGACAAAAGAAAAAAACGAAGAAAAGACAAGCGUUAAUCCUUUCCAAGCACAGUUCAUGUUGUUCCUAUAGCUACGCGAAAAUUGUUUCUUUCGACAAUUAAAUCAUCUAUAUCUAUAUAAA